GGAUUUUGAACCGUUGGCUUAGUGAUUUUGAGGCGUUCCCCGAACUGUGUUCCGACCGCAACAUCGCUUAGUACACCUUGUCUCGACCCGAACAACAACCGCGAACAACGAACAUAGACAAUUUUCUGGAGUCUUGGUUGCGGCAAUCAUGGAGACGGAGACGACGGCACGUAUAAUGCGAACAGAUGCCUACAUCGCCUCCUUGAAUAUUCCUCAAUUCAAUUGCGAUAGGGAGGACAAAGAGCAAGUAAAAAUGCAUAUGUUGUGCUCUAUGCUUUGUUGUCCCAAGCAGAUAAAUGAAGACGAAACAAUUUCAGCCGAGAAUACUGAUUUGAAUUUACGCCAAGUUUCACGACUUUGGUUAAGUUUGUACACUGUUGGGAGGAUAGCGACGGACUAUGACAGAGUCGAGGCGGACAGAAUUGCAAAAAAUCUGGAACGAGUUUUCCAACUUCCUCUUUUCGAAAAAAUUGUUCAAAUGGAUGGGAAUGCAAAGUUUAGAGCUGUGCCUCCGGAGCAAAUUUUACCACUAUAUCUCAGGAUCAUUCGAGGAGGCCAGUGGUUACGUUUGAGGAAGGGAGAGCAGAAAGCUAGAAAGGACAGAGAGUGUAAUACACCUGAGGCCGUAUAUAAAGCCAAAGUUGCUUGCAACUUCUUGCUGAAGCUUAUAGGGAAGGAAAGAAGCCAUCAGAAAGCUCCUCUGGUAGAUUGGCAGUUGGUACAGAACAGAUAUGCAGAGAUGUUCGCCAACGAACAUAGUGAAGACAGAAAACUCAUGGAAUGGUUUGAAGCAUAUGGCCUGGAAUUCAGUCAACCACAUUUGAACAGUGAGCUGAUCAAAAGCUGGACCGGUCGCAGCUCAAUCACAAAAGCUUUAUCGUUGCCUUUGUUUUCUAAAAUUUACUGGGAAAAGGAUGAGAGCACAGGAUUCCUCCGUGUCGGCUUUGGAAGCGACACUGAGUUAUAUACUGAUGAAGAGUUACGAGAAGCUCUCGAUGCCAUGAGAAUUGCUGCUGAAGAAAAACAAAGAAUCGCUAAUAAUGCUAUUGAGCAGGAAAGGUACUCGAAAGUGUUCACACCGACAGAAGUCCAAUGUCUAACUCCAGUGCAAGAGCGCCCGAUGAAAGAUUUCACAAACGUUCCUGCCGUUACCACAGCAUCAUCGCCGUUUACCAAUUUUGGAAGGCAUAGUUCUGGCAUAGCAAUUACUCGUAAAAUCCGGAAGCAUAUCUCAAUGAACGAAGCACAGUACAUUCCCUCUUCCGACAAUGUCGAUGAAAGUUCGGAUUCGUUUUCUGACUCUGACGACGAGGGUCCGAAAGGAGUUUACAGCGAUGAUGAGGAGCUUGAGAGUAAUCUUCCUGCGGUGUCGAAAAAGGAGUCGACCUUGUCAGCAGGAUUUCAACCAACUGGCUUUGCCGUUCCCAAACCUGAUCCUCCGUUGGUAAAACCGAAGCCAGUUCCUGUUGCUGUGAAACCUUACUACGCUGGAAGACAGGAGGAAAUUCGUGUUGAUGCAACAGUGGAACCAUUCCAAAAUCGUUGGGAAUCUGAGGAUGAUCAAGGACAAGCGAGAGCAAGAAUAAACGUUCCACGUGGUAACCAUCCGCCAACCAGUAGCAUGCCGAUGUCUAAUCCAGCGCAGCCUCAUUCGUCGGAGUCGUUCGACUCAGCGCCACGGCAUUUGUCUGCAUUCCAGUCUUGUAAACAACCAGGGAGAUCGGAUAAGAAUGAAGAGGGGGCAAAUAAUUCGCAUCCUGAGCAAGCCAUCCCUACAAAUAAGGACACUCGAAGAGCAAAUAUAGACCAGCGCGCGCUCUAUGAUCAAUGUGAGAAUAGCCACGAGAAACACGAACGUGCAAAUAGCCCUGACUUUGGACAAAAUGAUAGAUUCAACAGUCAGAACAGCCAUUACGCCCGGGUUGAUCGACGUUCUCAUCCUACAGAUCUACUCGACAAUAACUCUCAAAGUCACAUGCGAUCUCCUGAGGACUUCUCGAGUUCCCGAAGGGAAUCAGUAUUCGCACGAUCUAGCGAUCGUAACCAUUUCUCCACGGACAGGCAGAACGAAAGACCCGAAUCGCGACAACGCUCUUAUAAUGGAUUCAAGCCGAAUAACGUCGAUUCACAUUUCCAUGGUGCAAAAGAAUCAGCAUUCUCUCGCACCGUUGAUGAAAGUGCUUUCCGUCCGCGAAGUGUUCUUCGCCAAACGAGUAUGCAGUCGUUGGCUUCUUCAAGGAGCUUGAUAAAUGAGGGAUACGAUUCAAGAAGCAAUAACAGUGCAUUCCAAAAUGAGCAACAUUUCGGCCGGAAAUUCAGUGCCAUGCCCAAAUACUCCGAGUGGGAUGAUGACGAGGAAAGCAGAGGUUUCAGGAAUACAGAGAAUCGUCAGCCUAGCAGUCAUUCAAGUGAAGAAGGCCAUGGACGGCCUAAAGCUGAUUUCUCUGCGCCUACAAGAGAUGCUUCUCGUAUGCCACAAUCAACAUCUACAAGAAUUGAACACGAUCGCCUAGAUGAUUUUCGGAAUAGGUCACGACAGAGCUACAGAAGCGAGCCUUCGAAUGAUCGCGAUCGAGACCGAACUUUGUCGACUUCACAUCCAGAACCGCUCACUGCUGAUCAAGCAGCUCGCUUGCGGAUGAUUAGGGACUACACAUUCCUCCAUCGGAACGUGAAAGAAUUAGGAUUCCGAACAAUUGACAAAAUUUCGUCCAUCUUACCACCUGAUGAUAGCAUAAACUAUCUUCAGCUUGUACAAGAACACAUUCCAGAGAUUGAAACCGCGCCGUUCAGAGACACAUACAUUUUGUUGUGGAAAGAAGGGGUCAAAUCCAAUGAAGUCCAGAGACGGCAUUUUGAUGCUUGACCAAGAUCAUAUCACUACAUUUAUACGAGUCAAUUUACUGUGUAUACAUUUUCUUUGAUUUUAUCGGUGUACACUCGGGAAAAUGAAAUUAUUUUUCUC
Messenger RNA from Cylicocyclus nassatus, 2965 nucleotides. The record is from the annotation of a GenBank genome assembly. NCBI's taxonomy places the organism in Eukaryota, Metazoa, Nematoda, Chromadorea, Rhabditida, Strongylidae.